AUGGAAAACUUCACAACGCUAAGUUUUGUGCUUCUGGUUUCAUGCAUCCACAGUAGUUUAGGAUAUACAUGUGAGGGAAACUGUGGGACAAAACUAGACACCUGUUCAUGCCACCCAACGUGUAGGUCUCUAAAAAACUGCUGUACAGACUAUAAAGAGUACUGUGUGGAAGUCUUUCCGUAUUCUGGGUCUUUUUUUGGUGGGACAGAUGUUACUAUCCUUGAUGCAAGUUUCAAUAAGAGUUCCCAGAUUGUAUGCAGGUUUAACAAUAAUACCAGCACUGUGGGGUAUGUGGACGAAAGCAGCAGAGGCCAUUGUAUCUCCCCACUGUUGUAUGAAACAGGAUGGGUUCCUUUGCACGUCUCCUCAGAUAAUGGCACUACAUUCAGCAGAGUUGGAGCCUGGCUUUCAGUGCAUAGUGGCAAGUUAGAUUCUCAGUUCAAGGCGAUUCUCGUCAACGCGACAAAAUGGCAGUAUUAUGGCACACCAAAUGUUGGAGGAACUCUUGAGAUGACAUGGAACACCUCUUUGGUCAGAGCAGAGUUGGUCAAUAUAGAGCUCUGGGGAUACAGGGAGACAGGAGAGCCCUAUUCAGACAGCUGGCAGGGUGAGUGGAAGUAUUUGUACUCACUUGCAAGGGGUCAGCCCAACAGUGGUUCCUUUAGCUUUUUGCCCCAGCCAGCAGAGAACGGCUCUUCAAGCUGGGAGCUUGGCUCUGUGCGUGUCAGCCCCAGCACCUACCCUGAUGGCAUGUGGAAUGUACAAGCUGCAUGGACUGAGGAUCACGCUCUAGCGUGGCAUCUGGAGGACAGGUUCAGGCACAACUCAGCAGUCUGGGCCCUGGACAAAUGUUUAGCAUGGGACCAGCUGGAAAACCAACUGCCCAACUUCCUCAGUGAGAUCAUAGACUGCCCCUGUACUCUGGCUCAAGCAAGAGCAGACACGGGGAGGUUUCAUACUGACUACGGCUGUGAUAUAGAGAAAGGGAGUGUGUGCACCUACCAUCCAGGGACUGUUCACUGUGUGAGGGCUAUACAGGCCAGUCCUAGGUAUGCAGCAGGACAACAGUGUUGUUAUGACAGCACCGGUGUUCAGGUCCUGACAGCGGACUCGAUUGGGGGUAGCACUCCAGACCGAGCACACGACUGGGGCUCACCUCCCUACAAGAGACCUCCUCGAAUACCUGGACAGUCCCACUGGGUCUAUGAUGUCCUCAGCUUCUACUACUGCUGCCUGUGGUCAGACAACUGCCACUACUACUUCAAACACCGGCGCUCCAGUGACUGCAGGCGUUACCAGCCCCCCAGCACUGCUGUGGUGUUUGGAGAUCCCCACUUCAUAACAUUUGACGGUGUCAGCUACUCCUUCAAUGGCAAAGGGGAAUACACUUUAGUUAUGUCGGCGCAGAAACAGCUGACAAUCCAAGGCAGAACAGAGCCUGUGAAUGGAACCAUGAUAAAUGCAACAAAGUUAUCAGCAGUGGCCAUGAAAGAAGCGUCCUCUGAUGUUAUUGAGGUGCGUCUGGUGAGCGGUCACCACGGCCUUGAAGUGCUGCAGAAUCAAAAAACCCUCUCCUUUACUGAGCAGAGCUGGAUGGACCUGCAUGGCGUGUUUGUGUUUUCCCCUACCUCUACAAAUGUAACUGUGAUGUUCCCCACUGGUGCUGGGGUUGAAGUGCGACUGAGGGGAGGAACCAUGACAACCACUGUGCUCCUGCCGGAGGAGUUUAACAACUCCACGAUCGGACUGUUGGGAAAGAUGAAUGGUGACGCCAGAGACGACCUUGUCCUCAGCAACGGAGAACUUGUGAAGAACUAUAGCAAUCCAGAGGAGGUGUUUAGAUUUGGGGCAAGCUGGGGUGUGUCCAAUGACUCUGCCUUAUUCACAUAUGACUCAGAAUAUCUUUUGGACACAUAUUACCAUGCUCCUGGACAUGUGGACAGUUUUAUUCCAGUGUUUUUUGUCCCUGAGAGUCCAGAUGAUCCCUUAGCCAAUCAAGCAUCUGAGAUAUGCUCUGGAGAGGGCUCUGAGUUCUGUAGAUAUGAUAUCUUGGUAGGCCGAAGUCCAAUAAUGGGAAAUGCUACCAGAGUGUCUUUCCAGAGUCACAUCUCUCUGGUUGAUGAUCUACAGCCAGUGAUAUCCUGUGGAUGGCUUCCACCACCAAGCAAUGGCAAGAAAGAGGGGACCACUUAUUUGCAAGGAGCUAAGGUGCGAUUUUCCUGUGAAGACGGCUAUGCUCUUAAAGGAUCAGCAGACCGCAUAUGCCAGAAGAAUGGCCAAUGGUCUGGAGAAGAGACAAGCUGCGUGGUUUCCAGUAAUCUUGCAGGAAUUUUGGCUGGUUCCUUAAUUGGUGCUGUAACACUAACUCUAAUUAUAACAGCAAUUGUACUCUACUCCAGAAAACAGAAAAGAAAAGCUGCACGUUCAGAGGAAGCAGUGACAAUUGAAGAUUUGUAACCACAUUUCUUGCUUUAUUGUCAUAUUGUGUAUGUUCACAACUUCACAUGUGGAAA
Messenger RNA from Monopterus albus (swamp eel), 2513 nucleotides. RefSeq names its product sushi domain-containing protein 2. The coding region runs from base 1 to 2457 and encodes 818 amino acids. The record is from RefSeq and is a predicted model, not a curated record. Lineage: Eukaryota; Metazoa; Chordata; Actinopteri; Synbranchiformes; Synbranchidae. The transcript has 16 exons.